GCUGGCCCACCCUCGGUCGCCGAGUUGCGGGCGGCCUGCCAUCGUCAGAACCUGUCUACAGCUGGCUGCGUGGAGCGCGCAGAUCUUGAGCGUGUUCUACUUGAGGCCGCAGAGAUCACGCCCAUUGCGCUCAGCCUUGCUGCAUGCAAGGACCGACUGCGCAGCGCGACCCUACCCCUGGAUGCCGUGGGUGUGGCACCGCCGCAGACGGACUCUCCACGCUCGCCGGUGUCCCCUUCACGGGUGUCGGCUGCCCCAGGCACCGGCGAGGAGGAGGAAGAGGAGGAGGAUGCUGACGUCUCCCCAGCCUCUUCGCCGGUGGGGAAGCGGCCGUCAAAGCAGCCGGCGCGUGCGGCUUCCGAUGCGUCGACAGCGCUGCCCUCCCCUGCCAGCUACGCAAGUGCCAGUGCGAAAGGAUCGCCUUCCUCUGCACGAGGCUCCAGCAAAGGCACCUUGCCCGAGCGCGCUCGCGGAGGCUCCAAGACCAGACCACCUGGCAGCACGGCCGCGGCUGCCGCUCCUGGGCCGGCCUUGCGCGCGGAGCGGGCGCCUGCACGAGGGCCGAAGCGGAAGGCCGAGCCACGGCCGCCCGAGCUUGAGAUGGAUCUCGUGGAGUCACCCCUCGACCAGUCCCGCGGCUCGCGGGCCUCGCGCGGGAGCCUCCGGCGCACGGCCACCUGGACCUCGUCGCCCCAGAGGCCGACCACGCCGCAUCUUAGUGUCCCGGCGAGCCCGCCACGAAAGCUGCAACGGCACCCGACCGAGCCGGCUCUCGCCAGACGGGGAAGGGACGCUCCGUCACCAAGUGGCGGCAGCCGUCCUCCAGCGAGUCCUUCUCAGCUGCCAAAGGUGCGAGAGGAGUGA
This is a messenger RNA of Symbiodinium sp. CCMP2592, 864 nucleotides long. NCBI's taxonomy places the organism in Eukaryota, Dinophyceae, Suessiales, Symbiodiniaceae. The record is from the annotation of a GenBank genome assembly.